Messenger RNA from Nerophis lumbriciformis (worm pipefish), 6879 nucleotides. The record is from RefSeq and is a predicted model, not a curated record. NCBI's taxonomy places the organism in Eukaryota, Metazoa, Chordata, Actinopteri, Syngnathiformes, Syngnathidae.
AUGGUGUUGCAAAAUAGUGGAAGAUACAAAUCGGAUCGGGGUCAAAGUGGCGAGCAGGAGAACCAGGACGAUGGUUCCUCGAUGUCAGCCCUCAAGAGGCUGGAGCGAAGCCAGUUCACGGAUGAGAUGGACAAUCGAUUCGGGUUCGAGAGAAUGAAGGAACCCGGGGAGAAAACAGGCUGGUUGAUCAACAUGCAUCCAGCUGAGAUCCUAGAUGAAGACAAAAGGUUGAUCAGUGUUGUGGAUUAUUAUUUUAUUCAGGAGGAUGGACGCAGGUUUAAGGUUGCACUCCCUUUCAAACCGUAUUUUUAUGUCGCCACAAAAAAGAACUGUGAAAGAGAAGUUAUUUCCUAUUUGUCAAGAAAGUUCCAAGGAAAAGUGUCCAAACUUGAAAUUCUCUCAAAAGAGGAUCUGGAUCUGGCAAACCACCUGGUUGGACUGAAGCGAGGCUACAUUAAGCUAUCGUUCAACACAGUGGACGACCUCAUCAAAGUCAAGCGAGAGAUUUCGCCAGCAGUCCGGAAAAACCGAGAAAAAGAACAGUCAAAUGAUGUCUACACGUCAAUGUUAUCAAGUGCUCUAUCGGGCGGGAACGUGACUUCAGCAGAAGAAGAUGGGAUGUCCAAGAAUAUUUCUGACCAAUUAGACAAUAUUGUGGACAUGAGGGAAUAUGAUGUGCCCUACCACGUUCGCGUGUCUAUUGACCUCAAGAUCCACGUGGCUCACUGGUAUAAUGUUCGGUACAGAGGCAGUGCUUACCCACCAGAGAUUGUUCGUAGGGACGAUCUCGUAGAACGACCUGACCCUGUCGUUUUGGCCUUUGACAUAGAGACCACAAAACUUCCACUAAAAUUCCCAGAUGCCGAGACCGAUCAGAUUAUGAUGAUCUCAUACAUGAUAGAUGGACAGGGGUUUCUCAUCACAAACAGAGAGAUUGUCUCUGAGAACAUUGAAGACUUUGAGUUCACACCUAAACCGGAAUAUGAAGGUCCUUUCACCGUUUUUAAUGAGGAUGAUGAGGUCGCACUUAUUCAGAGGUUCUUUGAUCAUAUUCAAGAGACAAAGCCCAACAUCUUUGUCACCUACAAUGGGGAUUUCUUUGACUGGCCCUUUGUUGAGACACGAGCUUCCGUGCAUGGACUGAGCAUGUACAGAGAAAUUGGUUUCCAGAAGGAUAGCCAGGGAGAGUACAAGUCCAGUCAAGCCAUUCACAUGGACAGUUUUAGGUGGGUCAAGAGAGACAGCUACCUGCCAGUGGGUAGCCAUAAUCUGAAAGCUGCAGCAAAGGCUAAAUUGGGCUAUGACCCUGUUGAGUUGGACCCGGAGGAGAUGUGCCGCAUGGCAACAGAGGAACCUCAGACAUUAGCCACCUACUCUGUGUCAGAUGCUGUGGCCACAUACUACCUCUACAUGAAGUAUGUUCACCCCUUCAUCUUUGCUCUGUGCACUAUCAUUCCAAUGGAGCCUGAUGAGGUGUUGCGUAAAGGCUCUGGUACUCUAUGCGAAGCUCUGCUCAUGGUGCAGGCCUUCCAUGCCAAUAUUGUCUUCCCCAACAAACAAGAGCAAGUCUUCAAUAAGCUGACAGACGACGGCCACGUUUUGGACUCUGAGACUUAUGUCGGCGGUCACGUCGAGGCACUUGAGUCCGGGGUGUUUCGAAGUGACAUUCCCUGCCGUUUCAAAAUGAACCCAGCUGCUUUUGACUUCCUGCACCAACGAGUUGAGCAGACAAUGCGUCAUGCCAUUGAGGAAGAGGAGAAAAUCCCCCUGGAGCAAGUCACUAACUUCAAUGAAGUUUGUGAGGAUAUCAAAAAGAAGCUGACUUCCCUUAAAGAGGUUCCAAACAGGAUUGAGUGUCCCCUCAUAUACCAUCUUGAUGUUGGAGCAAUGUACCCCAACAUCAUCCUCACCAACCGUCUACAGCCAUCUGCAAUGGUAGAUGAAGCCACUUGUGCUGCCUGCGACUUCAAUAAACCAGGCGCCACUUGUCAAAGGAGGAUGGCUUGGCAUUGGAGAGGGGAAAUCAUGCCCGCCAGCCGUAGUGAGUUCCACCGAAUCCAGCAGCAACUAGAGUCCGAGAAGUUUCCCCCAUUCUUCCCUAAUGGUCCACCUCGGGCUUUCCACACACUCAACAGGGAGGAACAAGCAAAGCAUGAGAAAAAGCGUCUUGCAGACUACUGCAAGAAAGCCUAUAAGAAGACACACGUUACCAAACUGGAGGAGCGAGUUACCACCAUCUGUCAGAGAGAAAACUCCUUCUACGUGGAUACUGUUCGAGCUUUCAGGGAUCGGCGAUAUGAGUUCAAAGGCCUACACAAGGUAUGGAAGAAGAAACUGUCCGCGGCUCAGGACUGCGGAGACGCUGCUGAGGUCAAGCGCUGCAAGAACAUGGAGAUUCUUUACGAGUCUCUUCAACUGGCUCACAAGUGUAUCCUGAACUCAUUUUACGGCUACGUCAUGAGAAAAGGAGCUCGCUGGUACUCAAUGGAAAUGGCCGGCAUUGUGUGCUACACUGGUGCCAACAUAAUCACUCAAGCAAGGGAGCUAAUUGAACAAAUAGGGAGACCGCUUGAGUUGGAUACUGAUGGUAUCUGGUGUGUCCUCCCAAACACCUUCCCGGAGAAUUUUGUAGUCAAAACUAGUAACGAGAAGAAGCCCAAAGUGACCAUCUCCUACCCUGGUGCCAUGCUGAACAUCCUGGUCAAGGAAGGCUUUACAAACGACCAGUAUCAUGAGCUGGUAGACCCUGCAUCACUCACAUACAAUAUCAGAGCAGAGAACAGCAUUUUCUUCGAAGUGGAUGGGCCAUAUCUAGCCAUGAUUCUUCCUGCUUCUAAAGAAGAAGGAAAGAAACUAAAGAAAAGGUAUGCUGUGUUCAACGAGGAUGGCUCACUUGCUGAGCUGAAAGGUUUUGAAGUGAAGAGAAGAGGAGAGCUGCAGCUCAUUAAGAUCUUCCAGUCGUCUGUCUUCGAGGCUUUCCUUAAAGGUACCACGCUGGAGGAGGUCUACGCCUCUGUUGCCAAAGUGGCUGACUACUGGCUGGAUGUCCUAUACAGCAAGGCUGCCAACAUGCCGGACGCGGAAUUGUUUGACCUGAUAUCUGAGAAUCGCUCCAUGUCUAAAAAGUUGGAGGACUAUGGAGAGCAAAAGUCCACUUCCAUUAGCACAGCCAAGAGGUUGGCAGAGUUCCUGGGAGACCAAAUGGUAAAGGAUGCUGGACUGAGCUGUCGUUAUGUUAUCUCACGAAAGCCAGAAGGAUCUCCUGUCACAGAGAGAGCCAUUCCUUUGGCCAUCUUCCAAGCCGAGCCAAGCGUGACCAAACAUUUUCUGCGGAAAUGGCUGAAGAUGCCUAGCCUGCAUGACUUUGACAUCCGCUCAAUCCUUGAUUGGAAUUACUACAUUGAAAGGCUAGGGAGCGCAAUCCAGAAAAUCAUUACCAUCCCAGCAGCGCUGCAACAGGUGAAGAAUCCAGUCCCUCGAGUGCGACAUCCUGACUGGCUCCACAAGAAACUUCUUGAGAAAAAUGAUAUCUACAAGCAAAAGAAAAUCAGCGAGAUGUUCACCAGUGAGGGCAAGCGGCAGGUGGCUCAUCAGUUCGCUGGGGGCUAUCCAGUUCCGGAUAUGGAGGACUUUGGUAUGACAGCCAAGCCUCUACAGCCAGCCAUUCCCAUCAGCACCAAGAGGAAGAGAGCUUCUCAAGGGGAGGACAGCCAGGUAGAGUCUCAGGAUAUUGAGCUCACCCAGUCAUGGAGAGAAGUCUUGGGACCGCCACCAGCAAUGGGCAAGACGAAGGAGGAGCGUCUUGUGUGGUUGCGUUACCAUAAGAAAAAGUGGGAACUGCAGAUGAGGCAGAGGAAGGAAAGAAAGAAGAAAAGAAGACUGCUGGAUGGAGAAGCUCAGCCUGUAGGCGGAGGCGUGAUCAGAGAUGGCCCCACCACAGGUCUAGGAAGUUUCCUUCGAAAAACUGCUCGCAGCAUCCUGGACAUGCCCUGGCAAAUUGUGCAGAUUGCAGAAACCAGCCACCCUGGACUUUACAAGUUAUGGGCUGUGAUUGGAAACGACCUCCAUUGCAUGAAGCUCACUAUUCCUCGCAUCUUCUAUGUCAACCAGAAAGUCCCAAAACAGGAAGAGGGACCCACAUACAAAAAGGUGAACCGUAUGCUCCCUCGUUCCAACAUUGCAUACUACCUCUAUGAGUACUGUGUACCUGAGGACAUGUACCAGGAGCACAUAAACGAGAUCAACGCUGACCUCUCGGCCCCAGACAUUGAAGGGGUCUAUGAAACACAGGUGCCACUACUGUUUCGUGCACUAGUGCAGCUUGGAUGUCUUUGUAUGGUCAAUAAGCGUGUUGGAAGGGAUGUGGCUGGAAGAGAGGCUGACACUUUCGACUUGGAGCAUCUAGAUAUGAGGUCUCUGGCCCAGUUUAGCUACUUGGAACCAGGGAGUGUUCGUCAUAUGUACCUUUACCAUCACAGUCAGGGGCACAAGGCCAUCUUUGGCCUUUUUAUCCCUUCUCAGCGCAAAGCCAACAUCUUCGUACUGGACACUGUGCGAAGUAACCAGAUGCCUAAUCUUAAUAACGUCUACAAUGCUGAGCGCACUGCGCUACUGGAAAAAACAACAGAGGACCUGCUGCCACCAGAUAAACACAAUUUUGAGGUUCGGGCUGAAAAUGACGUGAAGGCUAUCUACCGUGCACUGCAACGCAUACUGCUAAGCUACAAGGAAGAGCGCCGUGGGCCAACUCUCAUUGCAGUGCAAUCCAACUGGGAUUUGCACAGAUUAGCCGCAGGGAUGCCAGUCCUGGAGGAAUUCCCAGUUGUGCCAGUGCAUGUUAUUGAUGAGAUCAAUUACAAUGUGCUGGACUGGCAGCGGCAUGGUGCCCGGCGUAUGAUACGCCACUAUCUGAACCUCGACAGCUGUCUGUCACAGGCUUUUGACAUGGCUCGAUAUUACCACUUACCUGUGGGAAACCUGCCCAAGGAUGUGUCCAUCUUUGGGUCUGACUUAUUCCUUGCCAGACAUUUGCGGAAACACAACCACCUGCUAUGGCUUUCUCCCACGGCAAGGCCAGAUCUUGGGGGUAAAGAAGCUGAUGAUAGCCGGCUAGUAAUGGAAAGUGAUGAGCGGGGCUCUGUUGAGAUUAAUGCCCAGGGUUGCUACUCCACAGUGUGUGUUGAGCUGGACCUUCAGAGCUUGGCUGUGAAUACAAUCCUCCAGUCACAGCAUGUCAACGACAUGGAGGGAGGAUCCAGUCUGGGUGUGAGUUUUGAUGUGAUCCAGCAGGCGUCUUUGGAGGACAUGAUGUCAGGACACCAAGGAGCUAGCUCACUAGCCAGCUAUGAUGAGACCGCCCUCUGCUCAAACACAUUCAGGAUCCUUAAGAGCAUGGUGGUGGGCUGGGUCCGAGAGAUCACACAGUAUCACAAUGUGUACGCAGACAACCAGGUGAUGCACUUCUACCGCUGGCUGCACUCUCCCAACUCGUUGCUCUACGACCCUGCUCUACACCGCACUCUGCAUAACAUGAUGAAGAAGGUCUUUCUACAGUUGAUUGCAGAGUUCAAGCGUCUUGGCUCCACUGUGGUGUACGGAAAUUUCAAUAGGAUCAUCUUGUGUACUAAAAAACGCAGGAUAGACGACGCCAUUGGAUAUGUGGAAUACAUCACAAAAAGCAUACAUUCCAAAGAAAUUUUCCAUUCUUUGUCCAUCUCCUUCUCCCGUUGUUGGGAGUUUCUACUCUGGAUGGACCCGGCUAACAGCGGCGGCGUAAAAGGCAAACUUCCCUCCAGCAUUCUGUACGGCGAGGAUGGCGCCAAACCAAAGGAAAACACGGAGGCAGAUGAGGAUGCCAGCGAGGAUGAAGAGGAGAAUGAAGCUAAUGCUCUGGAAAAUGAGGAAGAUGUUGUGGCGGAUGAGGUGGAGGACUUGAUUGAAAGCAAUUGGAAUAUCAUGCAGUAUCUACCGCAAAGUGCCUCCUGCCAAAACUACUUCCUUAUGAUUGUGUCUGCUUACAUUGCAGCAGUUUACCAGAGCAUGAAAGACGAGCUGAGACGUAACACACCUGGUGCAACGCCAAUCAAGAGACGAGGCGGAAGUCAGAUUUCCCAGCAGGCAGUGGGGGAUUUGAGCGCCCUUCCCGGAAUGAUCGCUUUCUCCCAGGAGUAUGUGUCUAGCGAGCUAAUGCAGAACAUUUUUACGAUUACACAAAAAAUCCAGAAGAAGGUGACUGGUACCAGGAAUGUGAACCAGCCUUCAGAAAUGUUCCCAGUCUUGCCAGGUUCACACUUGCCACUCAACAACCCAGCUCUGGAGUUUAUCAAAUAUGUCUGCCAGGUCCUCUCACUAGAUGGCAACAUUGUCAACCAGGUGAACAAGCUAAAGCGGGACCUACUACGCCUUGUGGAUGUGGGGGAGUUCUCCGAGGAAGCCCAAUUUCGCGACCCUUGCAAUUCAUACAUACUGCCUGAAGUUAUAUGUCACAACUGCAAUUUCUGCCGUGAUCUCGACCUCUGCAAAGACCCGUCUGUGGCACAAGACGGCGCCGUCUUGGCACAGUGGUUUUGCUCUAAUUGCCAGGCCCAAUAUGAAACGGAGUCUAUUGAGAUGGCGUUGGUGGAGGCCCUGCAGAAGAAACUGAUGAGCUACACAUUGCAGGAUCUGGUGUGUACCAAAUGUAAAGGAGUGAAGGAAGCAAACAUGCCUCUCUACUGCAAGUGUGCAGGAGACUUUGAGCUCACUUUCCCAGCUAAGAAUUUCUCAGAGCAGGUCAAAGUGUUUCGGAACAUUGCGUCCCACUACAACAUGAACUUUCUUGAAGAGACGAUUGACUGGUUGAUGGAGAUGAGUCCACACGCAAACCAGAGUGCUCCUUAA